Molecule: messenger RNA, 852 nt
Organism: Linum trigynum
Lineage: Eukaryota; Viridiplantae; Streptophyta; Magnoliopsida; Malpighiales; Linaceae
Source: the annotation of a GenBank genome assembly
AUGGAUAGUUUGUGCUGUUUCAAUGCUUCUUACUCUCAGAUUGUUGGAGGGCGUUCUUCUUCUAGCUCCGGUAGGGGGAAGAACCAUGAUGGUGUAAUCAAGUUUGGCUUCAGCCUGGUAAAAGGGAAAGCAAAUCAUCCCAUGGAAGAUUAUCAUGUUGCAAAAUUUGUUCAGAUUCAAGGGCACGAGUUAGGGCUCUUUGCUAUUUAUGAUGGCCAUUUGGGUGAUGGUGUACCUUCAUACUUGCAGAAAAACUUGUUCCCCAAUAUCCUGAAGGAGGAAGAGUUCUGGGCUUUUCCAGAUAGAUCUAUCUCUAAAGCCUAUGAAAGGACAGACCAGGAUAUACUCUCCCAAGGCUCAGACUUGGGGAGAGGUGGGUCUACAGCUGUUACUGCAAUUUUGAUAAAUGGCCAAAGGUUGUUGGUAGCUAAUGUUGGGGACUCGAGAGCAGUUCUUUCAAGAGGUGGUCAAGCAGUACAAAUGAGUAUAGAUCACGAACCUAGCACCGAACGAGGAAGUAUCGAGGACAGAGGCGGCUUUGUUUCAAAUAUGCCAGGAGAUGUCCCGAGAGUCAACGGACAGCUGGCAGUUUCUCGCGCUUUUGGAGACAAAACCCUCAAGUCGCAUCUCAGGUCAGAUCCAGAUGUCCGAGAAUCCAGCAUAGACAACAGCACGGAUGUUCUAAUCCUUGCCAGUGAUGGCCUCUGGAAGGUUAUGUCUAAUCAAGAUGCUGUUGAUAUGGCAAGAAAGAUUAAAGACCCACAUAAAGCAGCAAAGCAGCUAACAACUGAGGCACUGAAAAGAGACAGCAAGGACGACAUAUCUUGUGUCGUUGUUAGAUUUAGAGGGUAA